ACACAAGUGUGAAGAUGUUUCUUUUAUCAACUGCCCUGAGAGCUGAAUAAAUAUAUAUUCCCAUGGCUGUCUUCCGUUAGACAUUAAAGUGAAACGUCCCACAUGGCCAUCCUAAACAUUCCCCCAAAAGGUGAGGGGAUCUCAAGGCACUUUGGCACCAGGAAACCAGUUGUAAAAUAUCAGUUGUCACAGGCACUGCUAAUAAAUUGAUUCCAAGGGCCCCCUCCUCCAAUUGAAUGGAAGUAUCACUUCUAGGGAUCUGAUACCCUACUAUCCCAAAAAGAAAAUGACCACAUGAGCAACCCAUUCUCACCUUUCCUUUUUAAAAUGGCAGUGAAAAUCCACAUCCUCACAUCUGGAAAAGGCAGAGCAUAAUCAAGCUCUCUAACUUAGAUUUCUUUGGACUAGAGCUGAUAUUAUGGAGUAUAUUGGAGGUUCACUACUUAUGGGUGUUUUUCCCAGGUCUUUUAAAGCUAUUGAUUCAAUGCUGUCUUAUUUAAUUUUAUUUUCUAUUUUAUCUUGGAAAGUGACCAGAGCCCAGAAUUGACAACAUGAAGAACGGCUGCAUGAUUUGGAGAAUUAGAGGGAUGGUGGCCUGUGGAACUCAGAUGUUGCUGUGCCUCCUAGUUAUUGUUGUCCUACCAUCUGAGUGGCUUUUGCUGGGAGUUGUUGCUCAAACAACAGCAGGGCCUCUGGAAUUACCCACAGAUCGAGACAAUGACUUAGCUGAUAGUGGUCCAACAACAUCUCCUGAAUGCCGUGAAGAGCAGUUUCCUUGCACACGUCUGUACUCUGUUCACAAGCCUGUGAAGCAGUGCAUCAGUUAUUUGUGUGUCACAAGUGUCCGUCGGAUAUACGUAAUAAACAAGGAGAUCUGCUCUCGUAUUGUUUGCAAAGAAGAUGAAUUCAUGCAAGAGGAGAAUUGCCGCCAGCUGGCUGGCCUGCCAGCACGCCGCCUUCGCCGCUCUGAUGACCCUCGAGGACCAUCCUGUAAACGAGCAAAGGGCCAAUCUCAGAACACACUUGAUUCUCAGUGAUCAGGAAGCUGUAGAAAUGAGAAGAACAAAGAGGAACUGAGAUUAUACUGGAAACCCAUUCCAGAUUUACCUUUUCACACACAAUUCCUGUCUCAAAGGAUGUUUCACUAGCACAGGGACCUUUCAUAUCAAUAGGUCAUCUUUGAGAUGUUAGUACUUAGAUCCUCCUGUGCACCUGCUUCUGGCUUAUUUUAACCUUGGACUCCUUAUAUAAGUCCUAACCAAAACCCGCCUUAAAAUACACAUACAAAAUACUUGAUCCUCCUGUGCACCUGCUUCUGGGUUAUUUUAACCUUGGACUCCUUAUAUAAGUCCUAACCAAAACCCGCCUUAAAAUACACUUACAAAAUACUUGUUUUCUCAGUGACUUCCCACCCAGUUUAAAGCCAGCUUGUCUACAGAAAAUUGCUAGAAGAUAAUUAAUAUAAUUUGCUGCACAUAUAGUCUAUUCUUUAUAAGAUUUGAUUGUUUCUCUGCAAAAUUAGAGGAUAAUAACCAUAAAUUGAACUCACCACUUGUAUAUCUUAUGCACUUACUUGAAGAGGAGACACUGAAACUAUAGAAUCAUAGAAAGUAAGGAUCCUUACAGACCAUCUAGUCCAUUCUUCUUCAGUAUAGGUGUCCACUACUACAGCAUCCCUGGUAUCCCCGUGUCUGUUUAAACACUUCAAUUAAGAAGAAUUUACUAUUUCCUGAGGCCAUUUGCUCUAUUCACUGUUAGGAUCCAACUUUAUUUACCAUAGUUCUGUAUUCUGGAACAACUUUGAAAGGGUUCUACAUAACAAUGAUUCUUCAGAUAUAUGAACAGCUACCAUGUCUGUUUAAUCUUCUCCUAGUGAAAUAUAUCAGGCACUUUCAGCUAUUUCUUGUAAAUCUUUCCUCCAGGCCCCUAACCACCUGAUUAUCAACUCUUCUAGACUUGCUCUAGUUUGUCAGUGUGACUGUCUUUCCUAAGACAUAGUGCUCAGAGCAGGAUGCAACAUUUUCUAUAAAAUCUGAUCAGCAUUGGGAAAAAAAGGAAAGAUUUUUUUAAUUAAACUCCUGUUUGCUCCUCGUAUUUACUCACUCAUCAAAUGCAUAACAUAACAAAAUGGUUUCCUUAUAUGUCUUCUGAAGCUGCCUCAACAAGGGUCAGCAAUAAGCACUGCUCACAGUUGCCAAUUAGCUUUAGUCACCAACACAGUGGCAAUCAGUAGCACUCAAUCAGCAAUCUCUCCGUCUCCUUGGCCCUUUCUCUCUUCAGCUUAUGCUCUUCUGCAGUCUAUUUCAACUUUCUCUGCCAAAUUCCUGUUGCUCUCCAUCUCCUCUCAUAGCUCGUUACAUAUUCUAUAAAGUUACCAUUGGCUUGUGUGAGAAAAACAUUCUGUUUCUUUCAGAAUGAGAUGUAGAUGGGGUGAAAUAUAUUGAGAAUUUGCUCAACUAAAUAUUUAUACUGGUAUUGGAAAGGGAAGGAGGGUCAUUACUUAAACGUUUAUCUCUGUUUCAUAAACCUUGUUCAGGACAGCUGUUCCACAGCAAGGAGACUGAGAAUAGAACACUGCAGACUGAGAAUCUAAAUUUAAGUUAGGUUUAGAUUGGGAGGACCCAAUCAAACAGAAUUAGGAAUAAAUUCUAGUGUUCUAAAAGGCAACUUUGGAUCAUCUCUCACUGCUUCAGAUUCCAUUCUAUGGCUGCAUCUAGUUAUAACUUUGUUCUAAAUGUGAUUGAAUCUGAUAUUAAAAAUAUCUUCAUUCUCUAA
Molecule: messenger RNA, 2775 nt
Organism: Thamnophis elegans (Western terrestrial garter snake)
Lineage: Eukaryota; Metazoa; Chordata; Lepidosauria; Squamata; Natricidae
Gene: MFAP5
Product: microfibril associated protein 5
Exons: 8
Coding region: 552-1037 (161 amino acids)
Biological process (GO): embryonic eye morphogenesis
Cellular component (GO): microfibril
Source: RefSeq, a predicted model, not a curated record